AUGGGUGAAGAUAUAGAGACAUUAACAGACUCUGAAGAAGAUGAGUUGGUCCAAUUAGAACGAGAGUAUGAGCGGAAGAAGCAACUUUUAUUGGAGAAGAAGAACGAGAAGAAGAACCAUCAUCAAGAGAAUAGUAAUAGUGCAAUCAUCUCGAUCCAAGUAGGUGAUACCCCACCCAGUUCUCCAAAGACCAAUAAUAAAGAUAAUAAUAACAAUAUCAAAGAUCAACAAUGCUUUUCUGGUGAAUUUGCGCAGAGGAAACAAGCUCAAAGCAAACUCCCAAGUAGUUUCAAUGGGAACGUAUUGAAACCGAAAGGCCAGUCAUCAUUUGGAGCUAAACUCGAGAAUGCGUCCGACAAAAAGCCAACAAAGUUUAAUAUUGACCUUCAAGAUCGGAUCUUUGGCUUUACAGAUGAUGAGAUACCUCGUUUAAACCAAGUGGUGACAGAAAAUGACCAAUUCACCAAAGAACCAAUGAUAAGAAGGUACAUUGAUCCCAAAUGUGUGACUCAGUUAAUUAGCCAGUAUAACAUCAAGAUAAUGAGCUUACAAAAGUUCUACGCCAAAUGCUCUCCACCAUCAUAUAAUGAACCUAAUUAUAUAAAUUGGAUGGUAUGCGGAUUUGUUCUAAGUAAGCCUGAACUCUGCACAACCAAAGAUGGGAAGAAUAAGUAUCUCAAAUUCUUCUUUGGUGAUUGGAAUACGGAUAUUGGGGUCUUAGUAUUUGAUAAAGCAGUGAAGCAUUUUAUCCAUCUUGUUGCAGGAGAGAUUAUUUUAAUUCUUAAUCCUGGAAUUGCCAGGAAACCAUCCAAUGGCAUACAAUUCAAGAAUAAAGAUAAUAUUAAGAAUAUUAUAUCAGUGGGGUUAAUGAAAAACUACGGGAAAUGUAAAAAAUGUAACAGAGCCAUAAACACUGCAAAAGGAGAUUUAUGUCAAAUUCAUUUGGAACAACAUUACCGUAGUGGUACUAAUAGAAUGGAACUAAAUGGUGCAGUUAGUCUUCAAGGGCCAUCGUUGUCUUCCUCUUCAUCAUCGUAUGAAAGGAGAUUUAAAUAUAGUCCCCCAGAGGAGCUGACUCGAACUUAUUCUGGAGGUAAUUCAAUAAAUCUUGCCAAAUAUGACGAUCCCAAUUUGGUUACUGAACUGAUAAGGAAAAGGAAGCGAAAAGACGAUGAAAAGGCAAAUCAACUAUUAGAAUCAAAAUUAAUGGGUAUUGUUAACCCCACAUCCUCUGGUAGACUUCGAGAUUUAGGUAUCUUGUCAGAAUCAUCUUAUAAAUCGGUUGAAAAACAAUAUAGUUCAGAUUCCCAGAAGGGGUUGACCAAUGCAAACUUAAAAGACCUUGGAUUCAAUCCAUUACUCCCCAAACGAAGAAAUACCAAUAUCAACACUACCUCCGCUAAAUCUACAAAAUUACAAGAGCUUAUGGCAUUAGCAAAGAAUGGUAGAAAUAAUAAAUCGCUAUUUGUAUCUCGGAAAGAUUAUAAUGUCCAACAGGACCAAAAAACUCAAAGUUUACAAAACCUCGAACGGUAUAAGAAAUCACUACUGAAGGAAAAGCAUGUGCAACUCUACGACGAUCUGGAUUCAGAUCAAGAGCAACAAGAGGUUGCUGGUGGUAAUCGCCACAAGUAUACACACAAAUUCAAUGGUACUCAAUCACUUGAGAUAUUACCUGAUGAUACUAACAAUGAAGAAGAUGACGAUGAUGAGUUAGACAUUGAAUUUACUAAUGAAUAUGCGCGGAAAAAGUACCAUCAACUCAGGGCUAAGAGUGACAGCAACAGGAAGUGA
Molecule: messenger RNA, 1794 nt
Organism: Lizanozyma spartinae
Lineage: Eukaryota; Fungi; Ascomycota; Pichiomycetes; Serinales; Debaryomycetaceae
Exons: 1
Coding region: 1-1794 (597 amino acids)
Biological process (GO): DNA replication initiation
Cellular component (GO): replication fork protection complex
Molecular function (GO): single-stranded DNA binding; DNA replication origin binding
Source: RefSeq, a predicted model, not a curated record